GGGAAGUGAUUGCUCAAAGGUGGGGGCCGGAAGGACCCAGGUUUCCGCGUCUCCCGCCCCCCGCCAGCCUGGUGGGGAGGGGCCGGGGCGGGACACCCUUUCCGCCGCCGCCCCCGCCCCAGUUGGAUCUGGCAGACACUCAGCCUUGCGAGCCUGAGGGGAGGCGCUGCGCCCCCGACCCCAGCCGAUCGGGGCUCCCGGCGCCGGCCUUCCCCCAGAACGCCGCAGGGGUAUCUCCUGCCGUCUGACUUGAGUCCCUCCUGCUGCAGUGCACGCCCCUUCGACAGCUGGGGUGGGACCCAGUGCGAACCUGGCCCCUCCCGCCCCCACCCCGCUUUUGGGUCGCUGAAACUCGACCCCAAGGGAAAGGCCUGCGGUGGGCUGCUUUCUCCAUCUGCGGGGAGGCUGUACGACCGCGUUUGAGGGUCCCCUCAAGAUCUCAGGGGAAGCCGGGCAGGUGGCCAGGGCCGACUGAAGCAGGAGGCCAGUCUCGGGUGCCAGGCUUAGGUCCGAGCGUCAGGCGCUUGGGUCCCGACCCGUGGAGCCGGGGUCCCUGUUGCAGAAGCCGCAGGCCGGCCACCCGACCUCACGCCGCGGGGCCUGCGCUAGAGUCGCCACCCUCCCACCCCUUGCCGGGAGACCCGCAGAGGCCGGCAGGGACGGAAACCGGGAGUAAAAUGCCAUGAGCUCCAGGCCGGGGUCGGGGAAAAUAAAGUGGAACCAAGCCGUGAGCUUCCUGGCGGCUGAGACACGGGGAGGCGAGGGUGUCAGGAAGGACCCAGGGGCGAGGCGCCCGAGGCAGAUUCUACUCGGUGGAGAGAAGCCCCACCCGACUCUACCCUCACCCCAGUCUGGGCAGAAAACCCCAGAUGGAGGAAGCUGGGUAAGGGGGUGGCUCUGAAUGUCUGACCACCACCCCCGUCCACCAGUCUGAUAGCCCAGAUUCUUGGGCCCCCAUCCCCUUGGGGUGGGGUGGUGAGCCGGAAACCAAGAAAGAGGAACUUAGGCUUCCGGCUUCCCAGGCCUGAGCGGGUGGGGGUGUCCCAGAACCGCCUGUGGGGACCUUAUCUGGAGCACAGCCUGGGGUCAGGGGCCUGAAGCCCCCUCUCCACUUACCCUGGACCCCUUCACAGUCCUGGUGUAGAUUGGGGUCUGGAGAUGGAAGAGAGAGCAGCAGGGGCUGGGGUCUCAGGUUCUCCGUCAGAACCUUGGCCUCUCUCCCCAGACCCCCAGGCUGCGGUGAGGGUCCCGGAGCCGGCACCACGGAGCCUGGGGGACCCCCUCUGUCCAUCCAUGCCCACCCCACAUGAGGCUGAGAAGCAGCACACAGGGCCAGAGGAGGCGGACCAGCCGCCCUCAAUGUCCAGUCAUGAUGCGGGCCCCCCAGUGGCCUCCCCAGCUGCCCCCCCGGCUGCCCCCAGCCGCAACCCCUGCUGUUUGUGCUGGUGCUGCUGCUGCAGCUGCUCCUGGAACGAGGAGCGGCGGCGAGCAUGGCGGGCCUCUCGGGAGACCAAGCUGCAGCCCCUGCCCAGCUGUGAAGCCUGCAUGGCGCCGAGCCCCGAGGAGGUGCGGAGCUGGGCGCACUCCUUCGACAAGCUGAUGCACAGCCCAGCUGGGCGCGCCAUGUUCCGCGACUUCCUGCGCACGGAGUACAGCGAGGAGAACCUGCUCUUCUGGCUGGCCUGCGAGGAGCUCAAGGCCGAGGCCAACCAGCACGUGGUGGACGAGAAGGCGCGGCUCAUCUACGAGGACUACGUGUCCAUCCUCUCCCCCAAGGAGGUGAGCCUGGACUCGCGCGUGCGGGAGGGCAUCAACAAGAAGAUGCAGGAGCCGUCCGCACACACGUUCGACGACGCACAGCUGCAGAUCUACACGCUCAUGCACCGGGACUCCUACCCCCGCUUCCUGGGCUCACCCACCUUCCGUGCCCUGCUGCACAGAGGGGCCUCCCAGUCCCCGUCCGAGGCCUAAGCCACCCCCGUGGGCCGCACCGACGUGCUCGGGACCCCUGGGACCUCUGCCGGGGGCCGAGUCCUGAAGAUCUACCAGGGCAGGUUCACAGGCCUGCACGCUGCAUCAUCCAGCCAAGGGGCAGGAGCGAGCAUUGGCGCAGGCAGCUCUCUCGCCGCCCAGCUGCCCAGGCCUCCCAUGGGGGCUCCUGCAGGGCAGGAGCAGGGUCCCUCCCGGGAGGCCGCCGCUGGCACACCCCCAGCCCCUCCUCCCCAGGCAGCGGCGGCCCUGAGAAAUGCCCUGGAGGAGAAGACAACUGCUGUGCCAUUUUUUGUAACACACGGAGACCAGGUGACAGCUGUCUGCACCCUGGAGCCACACCCAGGACCUCCAAAUCAGACUUGGAACCUCGGAACCAGACUGGCGGCAACAGCACCCCAGUUCCUAUUUUAUAAGUUCAUAAACUUGGAAACUAGAAACAUGUCCUUAUGGUGUGUUUUAACAAAAAAAAAAAAAAA
Molecule: messenger RNA, 2468 nt
Organism: Choloepus didactylus (southern two-toed sloth)
Lineage: Eukaryota; Metazoa; Chordata; Mammalia; Pilosa; Megalonychidae
Gene: RGS19
Product: regulator of G protein signaling 19
Exons: 7
Coding region: 1159-1971 (270 amino acids)
Source: RefSeq, a predicted model, not a curated record